AUGCAUUUUCAGUAUUGGCCAAUAAAUACCGUCAACGUUUCACUUAUUCCUUAUGUGUCUCAUGAUACUACUUCAGGGCUGUUCGGUUCUGUUUUAGAAAGAUACUUCUUGUCGUCAAAAGCCAGCAAGGGUUACCUUGUAAAGGACCCCACGGGAACAAAACCAGCACUAACGACAUGGUGGGAAGGUAUAAAUGCGGGAGUAAUAGAUUUCACAAACCCUAGUGCUGCAGAAUGGUUUUUAAGUGAGCUUUGGGGUCUUCAGGAAUUAGGUGUUGAUUCUUUUAAAUUUGAUGGCGGAGAAACGACUUAUCUUCCGCUAACGCCUUAUAAACUUUUCAAUAAUGCUGGAAAUCCUGAUACCUACGUAACAGCUUAUGCACGAACAAUUGCUACCGCUGAUAAGAUGCUCAGACAAGAAUACAGAACAGGGGUCCAAACUCAAGAUCUUCCUCUAAUGGUGCGAAUGAUUGAUAAAACGUCAACAUGGGGAUACGGACAAGGUUUCAAGACAUUGAUAACUACCGCGCUUACUUUCAGCAUUUUCGGGUAUCCAUUCGUUCUUCCAGACUACAUCGGUGGCAACGGGUAUAAUGGGGAUAUUCCGGAUUCAGAACUUUACAUCCGAUGGGUUCAAGCCAAUGCUCUCAUGCCAAUAAUGCAAUUUUCAUACACUCCUUGGUUUUUCCAGAAUGAUACCGUAGUAAAGGUUACACGUGAUAUGAUAGCUUUACAUGAGCAAUAUGCUGAUAAAAUUAUUGCUUUAGCAAAGGAUUCAAUUAUAACAGGAGAUCCUAUCAUAAGACCAAUGUGGUGGAUUGCACCUAAUGAUAUACCUGCUUUAACAUGUGAUUCUCAAUUUAUGUUAGGUAACGAUGUUCUUGUAGCACCUGUAUUAGAUAAAGGUGUUACAGAAAGGCAGAUAUACCUACCUGUUGGCACCUGGAAAGAUGAGUUAACGGGUAAAAUGAUUAACGGUCCUGUUACUCUAAAUUAUGCUGUUACUCUGGAGGAUCUACCAAGAUUUACAAAAGCAGAUUAA
Molecule: messenger RNA, 1041 nt
Organism: Patella vulgata (common limpet)
Lineage: Eukaryota; Metazoa; Mollusca; Gastropoda; Patellidae
Product: myogenesis-regulating glycosidase
Exons: 2
Coding region: 1-1041 (346 amino acids)
Biological process (GO): carbohydrate metabolic process
Molecular function (GO): hydrolase activity, hydrolyzing O-glycosyl compounds
Source: RefSeq, a predicted model, not a curated record